UUUUUAAAUCCGCUUUUGCUGAAAGUGGUUUUACAUUUGCAUAAUGAUGACAUUUUAGCUCAGUUCCAGGAUAAACUAAAUCUAUUGUUUGAUUGUCGCGUGUUUGUACUUAUCUAUUUCCGCGAUAGACAGUAUUUAAAGGGCUCUGGUUAAUUGUUGGUGUGCAGUCAAGAGCCGGCGAAUACAAAGGAUAAAGGAGCCUACACUGGACAAUACUUGCAGAAUGGAGAAAUAUCAUUUUCUGUCGUUAUGCUAUCUUCUUUGUACGUGGGACAUAACACUUCCGACGCAAGCAUAUUUACUCUCAAAUAUUUGUGGAAACAACCAAAACGCCGACACACUGAUACAUGGAGAUAGCCAAAAUGCUGUUAACAACUUUGUCCAUGAUAUCAGAGAGAAAAAAAAGUUUGAUCUUUACGGGGACAAUAUAAACCAUAUCGGUGGUUGCAGAAGACCUGCCGGACAGAACAGGCACAGACAAGGACGGGUAUAUGACGACGUGAUAUGGAUUUUAGACUGCUGGGAUCCACUUGAAUGCACCAUGAUUGAUACAGAAGAACAUCAAAGGGAUAUUUUAAAACUUAUCCCCUUUUCAUCCUCGCCAUCUGGCCAUGUCCACGUAAAAACUGUGCUAUUGCCAAUCGAUGAACAUAAUACUGUAUCUUAUACAUUUCUGCCUGAUGCGACCCACAAAAGCAUUUUCUUUGUCACUUCUUUGUUGACAGGCUGCAGUGUCUUUGUCGCCAAACCUGAAAAUUCGAACUGUAACCUUAUCGUUAUGCAUACUAACUACUUCUGUGGCAGCUCUCCUCACACCGACUACAACAACAAGCAGGCUAUGGCGGUGCUAGAAUUGGUUCGCGAAACAAACAAGCAUUGUCAGUACAGUGUGCAGUCUAUACGACGUUGGGCAGCCGAUAUCAAUCGCGACACAAUUGUUGCACAACAUUAUCCUUAUGCAAACAACAUCUUCUUCUACAGUAUGAGUUACGUCAAUUUCAUCUACGGAUUUAAAGUAGGCGGAGCCAGCGCUAGAUGGCGCUUCUGUAUCAAAGGGUUACACAACGGUGAACCAUCAGAAAACUGUUUUGACAUCUAAGUUGAACAUAUAAAUGCGUUUCUUCUUGAACAUUUUAACUAUAAAUCACAAAAGUCUUAGAUGUGAUUUAUUUUGUGUAUGAAACACACAAGCAUGUUUUGUCUAACAUAUGGAACAGAAAAGCGCAUUUUUUCUAAAGUAAUACAUGCGUGCCUUAUUUUUAAAGUGAAACUAAAAGAAUCAUGUUUUGUACACGAAACUCACAAUUGUUUCUUUAAAAUUACAAUUGCACACUAUCUAAAGUCUGAUUCUUACAAACAUUUCAAAAUAUACAGUUGUCUCUUAUUUUGCUACUUUCCUAUAUUUUAUUAUAUAAAUAAAUGACAUAUUGUUCAUACAUAUUGUUCAUAGAUCUGGGCCCAUAUUAUAAAGCUCCAAAGGGAAAAUUUUCUCUAAGGGACUUACUAAGGGAAAAGUUCCAAAGCAUUUUGUGGACAAUAGUCGGGAUAUUUGGAAUGUCUAACAAUAUUGUCACAUACAGAAUGGCAUAGUUAUGAAGAUUAUCAAUAAAUUUUAUAAAGGCUG
Molecule: messenger RNA, 1624 nt
Organism: Mercenaria mercenaria
Lineage: Eukaryota; Metazoa; Mollusca; Bivalvia; Venerida; Veneridae
Exons: 4
Coding region: 224-1099 (291 amino acids)
Source: RefSeq, a predicted model, not a curated record